GUUGUGAGGGCAACAAGCAACCAACAUGCAUUAAACACCAAAGUGUCAGCAAGUUGGGACAAAGAAGACACAUCCAUCCACUGCCGGCAGUCUAUAAAUACCAAUUCAUCUCUUCCUACUACCAUCACCAAUUCACUCCAUCAUCUUCCUUCUGUCCUUUUGAGCUACUGCCAUGGCUAAACUAGCAAGCCUUCUCAUCCUCAGCGCCGCAUUCCUGCUCGUUCUUCUGGUGGGAGAAACCAAGGCCUCGGGCUUGGACGCAACCGUUGCCGAGUUUCAGCUGCAAGGACGACGUGAAGACCAGAUGGUAAGCCUCUUCAUCGUUGGGGGAUUUUUCGUCAACCGGGACCACAACAUACAUUUUCUGACUAAGGUUUUCUCGACUUUUUCGGUGAUAUUGCAGUACGGUGUCUCUGAAGGCAGCCUCCAUCCUCAAGAUUGUGCUCCGAGAUGCACUCACAGGUGCUCAGCGACCUCAUACAAGAAGCCGUGCAUGUUCUUCUGCCAGAAAUGCUGCGCGAAGUGCCUCUGCGUGCCUCCCGGGACCUACGGAAACAAACAGGUCUGCCCCUGCUACAACAACUGGAAGACCAAGAGCGGCGGACCCAAAUGCCCCUGAAGAUUCCAACAUCGAUCAUUACCCAGAAACUUGCUCGACAUUCAUACAAAUCGACUAUAUCUUCUAUACAGCCGCCUCGCAAAGCCGAGGCAUAUAAUGUUCUGCUUUCGAUCUCUCUUUCCCUAACUGCUUAUCUCGAUAAUCUUGUUAUGAUUAUGAAGGCAAGGAUAACUCUUUUCAGUAAAGUGUACCUUUCGCCGCUAGAAUCUUUGGCUAUCAAACCUGCUACACCUCUUCUUGCCGUGAACUUUCAUAACCUUC
Punica granatum (pomegranate) is the source of this 880-nucleotide messenger RNA. NCBI's taxonomy places the organism in Eukaryota, Viridiplantae, Streptophyta, Magnoliopsida, Myrtales, Lythraceae. The record is from RefSeq and is a predicted model, not a curated record.